Molecule: messenger RNA, 1923 nt
Organism: Mya arenaria
Lineage: Eukaryota; Metazoa; Mollusca; Bivalvia; Myida; Myidae
Product: heat shock 70 kDa protein 12A-like
Exons: 6
Coding region: 1-1923 (640 amino acids)
Source: RefSeq, a predicted model, not a curated record
AUGAGUGUUACGUCAAGCACACGGUCACGUGCCUCCGUGACGACCAUCCCAGAUUCGAGCUUCACUGUGGUCGUCGCUCUAGACGUCGGCACGGCGUAUUCAGGAUACGCAUAUGCAUUCAGAAAGGAAAUGGACGAGAACAUGGAUAGCGUGAUCAUGAACUCCCCCUGGACGGGCCCCGAUAAGUUGUCCACAUUUAAGGCCCCCACCCACCUCCUCCUCAACGAGAAGCGCGAGUUCGAGGCGUUCGGAUACGAGGCCCGGAAGAGGUACACCGAGCUGUGUAACCAGGGGAGACACGAGCGAUGCUUCUACUUUAAACGCUUCCGAACAAAACUUUUUACCACACAGGCGCUCUCUGCAUGCCUCAAAAAGCAGGCGCUCUCUGCAUGCUUCAAAAGGCAGGCGCUCUCUGCAUGCUUCAAAUGGCAGCUGCUCUCUGUAUGCUUCAAAUGGCAGCCGCUCUCUACAUGCUUCAAAUGGCAGCCGCUCUCUGUUCUCAAGGCCUCGCACACGUUAAAAGACGAGACAGGAAAGUCGUUGCAGGCCAUCCGUGUGUUCGCAAUCACUCUGCGCUUCCUGAAGGGUCACCUUCUUAAUACACUGCGCAUGCGCGGGAAGGAAGUAUCCACUGAGGAUAUAAAGUGGAUGGUCACCGUCCCAGCCGUGUGCAACGACUUAUCAAAGCAGUUCAUUAGGCAAGCGUGUGUUCAGGCUGGUAUACCAGGUGAGCGGUUAAAGAUCGCCUUGGAAGGGGAAGUGGCGUCUGUCUACUGCCAGCACAUGCGCGGUGUGGGCAAGCUCCCGAUACACGCGGCUGGAUGCUCAUACGUUGUCGCUGACAUCGGGGGGGGCAAGACUGACAUCAUUCUCCACCAUAGGCGUCCAGACGGGCGGUUAAAGGAGAUGAACAAAGGCGGUGGUUGCAUGGUUGGCGCCAACCAAGUGGAAAACGCCUUUCUCCAGUUCCUUCUGCGCGUCCUCGGCGCCCCCGCCAUGCGCGAAUUUCUUGACGACUGUAAGGUCGAGGUGCUUGAGUUUCUGCAAAGUUUUGAAGCUUCCAAGAAAUUGAUCACGAGCUCGCAAACUAAACCUGUAACUGUUUUGGUGCCAGUUGGGUUGGAACGUAUAUGUAGGAAGAAGCACAACGGUGAAGACAUGAGUGGAAUACUGCAGAAAUCAAUGUACAAAGAGAAGGUAAAAGUUGUUGACAAUCAUUUCCACUUCGAUCCAAGUCUUUGUAAAGACUUCUUUCGCGUGGCGUGCUCCGAAAUCGCAAGACAUAUACGCAAUGUGUUGACGGAUAAAAACGCCAAAGAGUGCACGGUUCUCAUCCUGGUAGGCGGUAUGGCAAGUUCGUCCAUGGUUCAAGAUCUCAUCAAGCUGGAACUAGAAUCGGGAACCAGCAUUCAGCGGAUAUUUGUUCCACCGGAGCCAGAGUUAGCGGCCUUGAAAGGAGCCGUGAUGUUCGGCCAUCAGCCGAAAUCUAUUUUUCAACGAGUAAUUCGUUACACAUACGGUCUACGAAAGGCUAAACUCUUCAACCCCGACAUUCAUCCACAUGAUCGGCUUGUAUCAAUUCACGGCGUAGAUUUCAUCACCGAUGUAUUCUGCCCGUUCAUCUCCGCCGGGUCCCGGGCACCUGUCGGUUUCAUGUCAUACGACUCCCUGACGUCAAUAGAACCCAUGCAGAAAGUGAUAGAGAUAGACGUCUAUUUCUCUCCAGAGUUAAAUCCCACCUUCGUUAAUGACAAACACUGUGCACUGUUGGGAAAGAUAGAAUAUCAGAUCCCCAACCCGUCGAAGGAGGAGAGAACAAUAUACGUUGAGUUCAUCUUCGGAGACACGGAACUUUUCAUUAACAUCACUGAUAGAAAAACUGCGUCUAGAUUUAAAAACUCAUUCCCAGAAAUAGAGAAAUAA